AUGGACUUUGACGCUGAAACAGCCGGUAACAACCCGGAAAUCGAAAUGCAGUUCGCUGUAAAGACAGUAGAACAUUUAGAGGCAUACGAAAAACUGAUUACUGGUAUUCCACCAAGUAAGAUCAAGUUCACUCCUAUCGACGAAGAACUGUACGAGAACAUGCUGGACAUAUUCCCCGAAUUGAAAUUCGAAGAUAACUUGAGAGAAUUGAAUGAAGAAUCUAUGAAAUCAGUUCAAGGAAAAGACAGAUGGAGGAAAUUCAUUAUGCCUUACGAGAAGAGAGUGACAGAUUACAAUUUCGGUACACUGAUCAGAAGAAGGUCGGACGAGUUGUAUUCUGAGGAGAACUCAGUACUAGUCACCAGGGUGCAAUUCUAUGCUAUCGAGAUUGCACGAAAUCGAGCUGGUCUGAAUGAUAAAAUAUAUAAUGAGGCUCAGGCUAAGAAGAACAAGGCAUAA
Kwoniella shivajii is the source of this 459-nucleotide messenger RNA. RefSeq lists its product as uncharacterized. The record is from RefSeq and is a predicted model, not a curated record. Gene Ontology annotation, cellular component: cytoplasm. The transcript has 5 exons. Bases 1 to 459 code for a protein of 152 amino acids. Lineage: Eukaryota; Fungi; Basidiomycota; Tremellomycetes; Tremellales; Cryptococcaceae.